CCUACCUAAUCCUUACUUAUUUUUUCAUUACCCUACACACACAAUGUCUUCUACACCCGCCUCCUCCACCUCGAGUGGCGAAGUUAAAUAUGUCACCGAAGUGCCUAGUAGUCUCAAACAAUUAGCCCGCUUGGUAGUGCGUGGCUUUUACAGCAUCGAAGAUGCCUUAAUCAUUGAUAUGUUGGUGCGUAAUCCCUGUAUGAAAGAAGAUGAUAUCGCCGAAUUAUUACGCUUCGAAAAGAAACAAAUGCGUGCUCGAAUCUCCACCCUGCGUAAUGAUAAAUUUAUACAGAUACGUUUAAAAAUGGAAACCGGACCCGAUGGUAAAGCACAAAAAGUCAAUUACUAUUUUAUAAACUAUAAAACUUUUGUUAAUGUGGUUAAAUAUAAAUUGGAUUUAAUGCGUAAACGUAUGGAAACAGAGGAAAGGGAUGCCACCAGUCGAGCUAGUUUUAAGUGUAGCAAUUGUAAUAAAACAUUUACAGAUUUGGAGGCUGAUCAAUUGUUUGAUUUUGCUACUCAGGAGUUUCGUUGUACCUAUUGUGGCAGUACCGUGGAGGAGGAUAGUUCGGCUAUACCGAAAAAAGACUCACGUUUAAUGUUGGCCCGUUUCAAUGAACAGCUGCAGCCUUUAUACGAUUUGCUAAGAGAGGUAGAGGGUAUUAAGUUGGCGCCGGAGAUUUUGGAACCUGAACCAGUGGAUAUUGAUACCAUAAGAGGUCUUAAUAAGCCGGCCAAUCAAAGAGGCGAAGGACAAAUGUGGUCGGGUGAGGCGACACGUAAUCAAGGUUUUGCCGUAGAGGAAACACGUGUAGAUAUCAAUAUAGGUGGAGAUGAUAUGCCCGAAACAGUGGCUGAACGUAAGGCCCGCCCAAUAUGGAUGACAGAGAGUACAGUUAUAAACGAGGAUAAUGGUGAUAAUACCGAUGCCAUUCUAAAUGAGGCUGCACAAAAUUCACAACAAUUAGGUGGUUUAUCAGGUUCGGCAACUAGCUCAUCUUCGAAUAGCCAGCGCAGAAAAGAACAAGAAGAUAUUAUGGCUGUUUUGCUGCAGCAUGAAAAGCAACCGAGUCAAAAGGAGAAUCACAUGAAAGGACUCAAAUCUAAUGCAAAUUCCAGUGAUUCAAGUGAUGAUGAAAAUGAUAUAGAAAAUGCCAAAAUACCCAAAACCGAUUAUAAUAAUUUCAUAAAUUCCGAAUCUGAGGAAGAGGCUGACGAUGAUGUUCCUUCCGUUUUAGUAGCCGGCCGUCCUUAUCCCCUUGAUCAAAUCAAUGAUGAACUAAUUGGCCAAAUGUCGCAACAGGAAAAGGAAAACUAUAUUCAUGUCUAUCAGCAACACUAUAGUCAUAUAUAUGAUUAAAUUAACUUUUUUUUCUAUAUUUAUUUUUCUAUUUUCAAAUUUUCACUAGUUAAUUAUGUGUAAACAAUUGUAUGUUUUCUUAAAAAAACAAAUCGCCAACAAUUUAUAAAAAAAGUCUUUCCUGUAUUUUCUUUUAUAUUUAAAAAAAAUAAAACCGAAAAAAGAAAAAACUAAAUAAAAUUAAAAUCAAA
Molecule: messenger RNA, 1551 nt
Organism: Lucilia cuprina (Australian sheep blowfly)
Lineage: Eukaryota; Metazoa; Arthropoda; Insecta; Diptera; Calliphoridae
Gene: TfIIEalpha
Product: general transcription factor IIE subunit 1
Exons: 3
Coding region: 44-1360 (438 amino acids)
Biological process (GO): transcription open complex formation at RNA polymerase II promoter; transcription initiation at RNA polymerase II promoter
Cellular component (GO): transcription factor TFIIE complex
Source: RefSeq, a predicted model, not a curated record